Messenger RNA from Xenia sp. Carnegie-2017, 2223 nucleotides. RefSeq names its product alpha-(1,3)-fucosyltransferase 11-like. Lineage: Eukaryota; Metazoa; Cnidaria; Anthozoa; Malacalcyonacea; Xeniidae. Gene Ontology annotation, molecular function: alpha-(1->3)-fucosyltransferase activity. The transcript has 4 exons. Bases 404 to 1732 code for a protein of 442 amino acids. Gene Ontology annotation, cellular component: membrane. The record is from RefSeq and is a predicted model, not a curated record.
UGUUGAAUUCUUCAAAAAGGUCAGAAACAGGUGAUUCUAUUGCAAAAUAGCUUCUUAAGCAUAGAAACAUAAAACUGUUGUUUCCAACGAUGAAAAAUUUACAUAUAAAGCAGGUGGCAAGGCAAGAGAAAACGUGUUUCUUCGAUAACGCUAUAAGAUGGUCUUAACUUAGAGUAGAUUCUUUGAAAUUUUAUCUAGUUCACCGACCAACAUUCGCAGAUAUUGUCGUCCGGAAUGUUCAGUUCAUGCACUUAGAUCAACAGAGAAAAAAAUCGUAAUCUUUGGAUUGCUGUAUUCAAUUAAAUUUACCAGUGAAUAUAUCUUUUAAGGUAAUCUUUGUCGUCGGUGUACAAAAAACACCCUUUAUGGCACACAAACUUCCACAGCAAUAGCGACCUCUUUAAUGGUCGUUUUCCUGAUUUCAGUUCCAACUGCGAGUCAAAGUUUGCCCUACAUUCCUGAGGGAGAAAAACCAACAUUGAUAUGGUGGACACCUGACACUUUUCCUCAUAGUAAAAAGAAUGCAAUAACUCAUACUAUUAAUUGCAAUGCUGGUCCAUGCAUUACAACAGUAGAUAGAGGUCUGCUUAACCGGUCUAUCCCUCAGACAUUUUUAUUUUAUGGAACUGACUUUCGAGCAGAUGAUUUACCACUUCCACGAACGUUUUGGCAACACUGGGCUUUAUUUCACGAAGAAUCACCAAAAAACAACUGGAUUCUUAGUCAUGAUAAAUGUAUAAGACUAUUCAACUAUACUGCUACAUUUAGUCCAAAGUCUGACUAUCCUGUCACAUCGCAGUUUAUAAAAUAUCCGAAAGAGUGGUUGGAGCGACCUGCAAUUUCAACAAAAACAAAAAAUAGGUACCAAUACGAAGAAGGUCUGGCACCCAUCGUAUACGUUCAACGUGACUGCAAUCCACCGUCAGAUCGCGACCGUUAUGUUAAGGAGUUGAUGAAAUUUAUUGCUGUAGAUUCAUAUGGACCGUGCUUGAACAAUAAAAAGCUACCGGAGAACAUUGAAGGUUUUCAUAAGUUUGAUAGUCCAGAAUUUUACGAUUUCUUGGCGAAGUAUAAAUUUAACAUUGCAUUCGAAAAUGCUAUAUGCGAUGGUUACAUGACAGAGAAAAUAUUUCGUGCUCUUAAAGUGGGCAGUGUUCCCAUCUAUUUGGGUUCCGCAUCAGUUAAAGAUUGGCUGCCAAACAAGAAUGCUGCUAUAAUUGCCUCAGAAUUUUUAGGACCAAAAAAUCUUGCAAAAUAUUUAGAAGAUUUAAAUCGUGAAGACGAUAAAUACAAUAUGCAUUUACUCCAUAAAAAACCUGGUGGUAUCUACAACAAGGCAUUGCUGAAUGCGAUUAAUGUGCGUAUGUGGCAAGUACAAGGAGAUUGGGACCUAGUAAAUUUUGGCCAUAGAAUGUUUGCUGGUUAUGAGUGUUUUUUAUGUGAUCGUAUGUAUACAUGGAAUGCCACAUUAGGCAGGCAUCUUUUUGAUCCAAAACAGUUUGAUCCCCCAUCCAGCAAGGCAGCGAAUAAUUCACACCUUGGAUGCGACGAGCCAAAGCCAUUGAUCCAAGAUGACCAGUUUGCCCACAGAAUUCCGUUCUGGCAAGGACUAACAGAAGCAAAGGCAUUGCAUGAUAUGAUUGUAAAUGGAGAAACAAAUGCUAAAAUGUUUACCAAAAAGUACUUAAAGACAAGUACAGACAAAUACAAUGUCCUGAAAGAGGAGCUUUAAAACAUGAGGCAUCGACGUUUAUAAAAAUCUCAAUUUUAAGAUGUUUAUUGAUAAUUUCUAGCAAGUUUUCAAAACCAAAACACUUCAAGGCACUAGGUAAAAACACAUUAGAAAAUAACGUAAAUGCUUCAGCAACUUUUUGCCAGUCAUAUAUAAAAAUACCAUAACUCCAAGUAAACAUUACCAGUUAAUCUGCCGCAGCUAUUAGAAAUUUGGAAGACUAUCUACUGUACAAAUUUGUGGCCAGUGACGAAGCCAGCCGCUGUUUUGCUCCUACAAUGCAAAUUUUUCAGCAAAAUUAUUAUUCAUUUCUUUAGAAAAUUAAUCCAAAUUGCUUUCAUUGUUUUAUCAGUGAUUGAACACAAAAAUAUUUGCAUUGUAGGAGUAAAAACCAAUGGUAAAAAAAGGGCUAGCUUCGCUACUGCGUGUGGGCUCAUUCAUGGAGGCAGCAGCAAUUUAUUAGAUAUGAAUAAAUUUUCUAUCAGUUCAAA